AUGACAUCGGUGUUGUGGCAAGCGGUGAUUUCAAAUGCUCCAGCGAAGAGAUCAGCAAGGGAGGAAACAGUUGGAAAAGGGGAGAGGAAGUUAAGAAAUCAAUUGGGUUUGUUAAAAGGGUUGGCGUCUAUUUGAAUGGUUGUAGACACCGGUGUCGAGUUCAACGGCUUGAGUCCGGUGAAGAUGAAGAAGAAAAGAAGAGGAAGGCUAGGGCUGGGGCUGGGGCUGGGGCUCACGGGAAGAGGAAGGCAAAAUGGACUCUUGAUUUAGAGUUUUUUAAAAGAAAGAAAAUAAUUUAA
Messenger RNA from Ilex paraguariensis (yerba mate), 299 nucleotides. The record is from the annotation of a GenBank genome assembly. Lineage: Eukaryota; Viridiplantae; Streptophyta; Magnoliopsida; Aquifoliales; Aquifoliaceae.